UCGAAUAAGAAAAGAAAAAACAAUGAUAACAUAUGAAUGACCUGAUAUGACAAUGUGAUGAAUUCAGUCAGUGAAAGUAUGUCAAACAGUAUGUAUGAUCUUUCACAAAUCACAUCGAUACCAGAGUGAAGAACAAAUGAAGCAACGCAGAAGCGUGUAAUUGAUUAAAUAUUUAAAUGAUGCAGACUUUCGUUUGUGUGGCAUUAUUAUGCGUUGCAGCGAGUGCAUAUCCAUCUGAUGAUAGUGUAAAAAAUAAAGCCGACAGCGAUAGACCCAAAUUGGAUUGGUGGGAAAAUGGUGUGUUUUAUCAAAUUUAUCCGCGGUCGUUUAAAGACAGUGACGGCGAUGGUAUUGGGGAUAUUCGUGGUAUCAUUCAAGGAUUGGAUUACUUGCAAGAAUUGGGCAUUGACUGCGCUUGGCUAUCGCCGAUUUUUAAAAGCCCUAUGGUAGAUUUUGGUUAUGAUAUUGAAGAUUUCUAUGCAAUCGAUCCAAUGUUUGGGACUAUCGAAGAUUUAGAAGAGCUAUUCGUUGAGGCCAAAAAGCGAAAUAUUAAAAUUAUUUUGGAUUUCGUGCCAAAUCACACUUCCGAUAAAUGUGAAUGGUUUAAAAAGUCAGUGAAACGUGAACCUGGUUACGAAAACUUUUACAUUUGGGCCGAUGGAAAAAACAAUAACAAAGAUCCACCAAAUAACUGGUUGUCUAUGUUCUAUGGUACCGCAUGGACAUUCAAUGAAGAGCGAAACCAGUGGUUCUAUCAUGCGUUUGCAAAAGAACAACCCGAACUAAAUUUCCGGAAUGAAGCUGUAGUUGAACGGAUGAUUGAUGUUUUAAAAUUUUGGCUUGACAAGGGUGCUGAUGGUUUUCGUAUUGAUGCACCCAACUUUUUGUAUGAAGACAAAGAUUUGCGCGACGAACCGUUGAGUAAUUUUACAACUGAUCCUAACAAUCUUUUCUACUUGACACAUGAAAACACACAAAGUUUGGAUGAAGUGUAUGACAUGUUGCAUAAAUUCCGCAAAACUCUUAAAACGUUCGAAAGUAAAAAUAAAGAUCAACUCAUUUUGAUGACUGAAGCUUAUGUGAACGCCACCGAAUAUGUAAAAUAUUUUGGAAGUGAUAAAAGAAUGGGAGUGCACAUUCCAUUCAACUUUGUUCUGAUUGAAGACAUGCACAGAAAGUCAACGCCUGAAGAUAUUAAAAAUAUUAUCGAUAAAAGAAUAGCAAGUGUACCAGCGGGCACCAGACUUAAUUGGGUCAUGGGCAACCAUGAUCGUCCACGUAUUAGUUCUCGAUAUGGCGAACAAAGAAUCGAUGGUUCUUUAACUUUGGUUAUGACAUUACCAGGCAUUGCUUGUACAUAUUAUGGCGAAGAAAUCGGAAUGGUUGAUAAUCGAACGAUUUCAUAUAAUGAAACGUUGGAUCCACAGGCAUGCAAUUUCAAACCAAAUGCAACAAAUUGGAUGGACCAGUCACGUGAUCCACAGCGUACGCCAUUUCAAUGGGAUGGUACAAAAAAAUUUGCUGGUUUUAUGCCAGAGAAUGCAACCAGUAAACCAUGGUUGCCAAUCAACCAGAACUAUAAAGAGUUGAACGUGGAAAUACAACGGAAAAUACCACGCAGUACAUUGAACUUCUACAAACAAUUGAUACAAAUUCGUAAGAGAGACACGUUUGCAUACGGUUCAUACACCUCGCAAGUUUUCAACGAAAAUGUUUUCGCAUACGUAAGAGAGCUUGAAAAUGACGACACUUAUUGGGUUCUUAUCAAUUUUCGAAACAACGAAGAGCGAAUAGAUUUAACUACAAGUAGUCUUGGGAAAAAUAUGCCAGAAGAAUUUGAGCUUGCUCUUGUUGGAACUAAUUCACACUACGUCGAAGGAGCAAACGUGAAUGCGAAUGAAAUUGUUUUGAGGAGAUAUGAUGUAAUCAUUUUGAAAGAAGCUUCAUCAUAAAUAUCGCAAUAUGAAAUGUUGGACGUGUGCAAUAAUUGCUCCUUUCGAUUCCUAAAAUUCAAACGAUUUUUAUAAAAAAGUUCGGUUAUAAAAUCAGUCGGUCAAGGAAUGUUUGAAAUUAUUAUCGAUAUUUACUUAUAGGAAUAUAAAUAAGUUUUACACCUUUCAUGUUAAGUCCAAAUUUAAAUGUAAACGUGAAUAUCAAUCAUUAAAUAAAUAAAUAAAGCACAAUUUUCAAAAAA
Messenger RNA from Contarinia nasturtii (swede midge), 2194 nucleotides. RefSeq names its product maltase 1-like. Gene Ontology annotation, biological process: carbohydrate metabolic process. The record is from RefSeq and is a predicted model, not a curated record. The coding region runs from base 177 to 1952 and encodes 591 amino acids. NCBI's taxonomy places the organism in Eukaryota, Metazoa, Arthropoda, Insecta, Diptera, Cecidomyiidae. The transcript is spliced from 7 exons.